Molecule: messenger RNA, 4104 nt
Organism: Menidia menidia (Atlantic silverside)
Lineage: Eukaryota; Metazoa; Chordata; Actinopteri; Atheriniformes; Atherinopsidae
Source: the annotation of a GenBank genome assembly
ACCUGUUUGGUGUUUCUCAGCGGACCUCGAAGGCAACACGGGGUGUUCUGUUUUGUGAUUGGCUGUUGCUGCCUUGAGAGCGGCUCUGGUUGUCACGGUCACGGUAAAGUGUCUUAAAGAGGGAUUUGCUCAAUCAGGGCUUCAGUCUCGGAGUGUCGACAAGCCUCCGCGGGUUGUACAUGCUAAGAUGCUAACUGGGGACUAUUAGGCCGUCAAAAAGGGGAAAACAAGGCUGGGAAAAUGGCAAAAAUACCCCAGAAUAAGUGAGGAAACAAUGCAUGGACCAAUGCGGACCCGAGCGGGAAGUUUUAAACUGUUUUAAGCACUUUUCUGUGCUGAUGGUUGCUAGCCAGCUAACGGCUAACCGAGGUGCUAACAGUUUAAAAAGUUUCCGAAGCCAAGCGGCCGAGGUUCGGCAGCCCAGGAAUUAGUCGGACCCAUGACGGUGGAGGGCGUGAGGCACUCCCCAGUCCUGUCUGCCCUGUUCAGGAUGGCGGAGGACUGUGAACUGCUGGGGACCGCGGAGUUUAUCAAAGAGCGUCUGUACUUCGCCACGUUACGCAGCAAACCCAAAAGCACCGCCAACACUCACUACUUCUGCAUUGACGAUGAGUUUGUCUACGAAAACUUCUAUGCUGACUUUGGACCUCUGAACUUGGCCAUGUUGUACCGAUACUGCUGCAAGCUCAACAAGAAGCUAAAGUCGUUCACUCUGACCAGGAAGCGGAUCGUUCACUACACCAGCUUUGACCAGAGGAAGAGAUCCAAUGCUGCCGUGCUGAUUGGAGGCUAUGCCGUGAUCUACCUGAAGAAAACCCCAGAGGAAGCCUACAGAGCUCUGAUCUCCGGCUCUAAUGCCUCCUACCUGCCUUUCAGGGACGCUGCCUUUGGGAAUUGCACCUUCAACCUCUCAGUGCUGGACUGUCUACAGGGCAUCAGGAAGGCUCUGCAGCAUGGAUUCUUCAACUUUGAGGCAUUUGACGUGGACGAAUACGAACACUACGAGCGAGUGGAGAACGGAGACCUGAACUGGAUUGUCCCUGGAAAGUUCCUGGCCUUCAGUGGACCUCAUCCUAAAACUAAGAUAGAGAACGGUUACCCCCUACACGCGCCAGAGGCCUACUUCCCCUACUUCAGGAAACACAACGUGACCACCAUCAUCCGCCUGAACAAGAAGAUCUAUGACGCUAAACGCUUCACUGACGCCGGCUUCGACCACUACGAUCUUUUUUUUGUGGACGGCAGCACUCCCAAUGACAUCAUCGUACGCCGCUUCCUCCACAUCUGUGAGAGCACCGAUGGUGCCGUGGCCGUGCACUGCAAAGCUGGUCUGGGCAGAACAGGCACUCUGAUUGGCUGUUACCUGAUGAAGCACUACCGCUUCACGGCGGGUGAGGCCAUCGCCUGGAUCAGGAUCUGCAGGCCAGGCUCUGUGAUUGGUCCACAGCAGAACUUCCUAGAAGAGAAGCAGUCGGCGCUCUGGGUGCAGGGUGAGGGUCAGCGCACCCAGAAAGCAAGAAUGGAGGAGAAGGCGGUUCCUCACCUCAUCACCAGCAUGGGCGAGCUCUCACUAAACUCCACCCACAGCAGCAGUAUUGUCAGAUCCCUGAGCUCGGACCAGCUACAGGAGGGUGAGCUGAUCGACAGUGGGCCGGGUUUGACUCAGGGAGACAAACUCCGAGCCCUGAAGAGCCGACGGUCUCCCCGACCAGCCACCGCCACAGUCUUGAGGGUGGAGGAGGUGAAGAUGCACACCCGCUCUGCCUCUCAGCCCUUCAGGCUGUCAUUGGGCUCUCGGCAGGGCCCCACUUCCCCCGUCAAGUCCUCCAAGUUCCCAUCAUCCUCUUCUGCAGCAGCCAAGAGGAUCGGCAGGAACUCGACCCCAGCAAACCUCAGGAGCUCAGCUCUCAGUUCACGAUUGGCCAGCUCCCUCAGCGAUCUAUACGGCGACAUAGAGGAUGACGGGAAUGCUCCGUACUCCUCCCUCCCACCCUCCUCUGUGUCUGUAAGCCCCUCCCCCUCACCACUGGCCCCGCCCUCUUCAUCUGGCUAUGGUAACGGGCCUCGGAGCCCGCCGUUAGAAGUCAACAACAACAGCGGCCCGUACGGCGGGAAGGGCUUCAUUCGACCGGGGCCUCAGGACUUUGGCGCCUAUAGGGGCCACGGGGGCUACAGCGCCAUGAAGGGCCCCUCAGGACGCUACCUGAGCCGCUCCAUACCUUCUCUUCAGUCUGAGUACAUCCAGUACUAAGACCACAGGUCUGACCUGAGAAUGCAGGGCCCUUCUCAUCUCCCAGAAUCCUCUGGGGUCGGACGCUGGAAGCUAAAGGGAAGCAUCCGGACUGAACUUCCUCCCUGUUCAUACUGUAUGUAAAUGAGCUGAAUGUAAAUAUCAUUGUAAUCUACACGCGUGUUUGGCUGAAGAUAUAUAUUUACACGAGACAUAGAUUUUAUAUUUCUUGUGACAGAAGAGGACCUAUUUUUUCAUUUUAACCAUGAUGAAGAGGUUUUGUUUUUUGUUUUUGAUAAAAUGAAGCAUCGGUUGCAGUAUUUCCAUCCUGGCUGAUCAGCUCACCAGCAGGUUUUCUUGUUUUCUUGUUAUCCUACGGCAAUAUAUGAUAGUAGUAGAAGAAGGGACCCAAAAUCAGAAACUCAGGGGAUCAAAGCUCGUGUGGACUGCCGCUUGGCCUUAAAGAAGCUUAGAUUUGUGCAGCUUGUGCCUCCUGAGCAGUACCAUAGAUUCAACAUGAUUAUAGAACCUGAUGAUCAUUUUUUACUAAAACUUUGAUGCCACAUAAGCUCCACCCACCUCUAAUAAGCGCGGGCUCCAGCACACAUGGAGAAAACCAACAAAAAAUUAGCAUUAGGACCCGGUCAGCUGUAAGUUUAACCAUCCAGAUCACCAGCAGAUUUGGACAGGAGGCUUUUAAAUUCUGUUUCUCUGAGGAAUCCAGAUAUGAAGGAUACAUCCCGAUCAGGUGUUUUUGUUUUUUAAAAUGUUUGACUGAAAGAUCUUUAAAGGGAAUCUGCUCAUGUAACUGUCACACGUGGCCUGUAUUUGUGUUGCAGAGACGUUCUCACAAUAACAGAUGAACAGUAGAGAAUAUGCUAUUUUUUUACCUCGGUAACUCCACCUACACUCCAGGAAUGUCUCCAGCGUCUGAAUCAAAAACAAACCACUGGAGUUAACGGAGCUUUCAAAAACAGUAAUUCUUUUUGCCACAGGAGCUGUAAAUUCUUGGGAUAUUUUUCCGAAAUUAACAACAAUGAAACUGCAUAUCUUUUUGUAAGUUUUUAAAGAGAGAGACAGAAAAAUAUUGAGUGCCCUGCUGCCAUCAAAGGCAGCAUAAUAGUAAAUAUAUCAGAAACUGAUGAUUAUGUAAUCAUGAGGGACUUUUCCCUGAGUUAUGACCUCAGAUCAGUUUUCUACCCUUAAACUCAGCCCAUUCCUUCACAACUGUUUGUAACAAAGUUGAGGAGUAAAAAAGAUCUUUAUGUUCAAUAUAGUGACCUAAAAACCAAACAUGUGAGUUUUUAUAGUGAACAGGCUGCUUAAUGUGUUUAUAUUUAUCUACUUUUCCUGUCUGUAUUUAUUCAAAUCUUCUAUGAGAUUUAAGUGUUUUUUAGUGAAAUGAAUUUAGUGAAAUCCCGUAUGUUUCCAGAACAGAUACCGCCCUGAAGUAACCUCUUUUAUGAAAAAGAAACCUGAUAGUUUAUGUUAAGUGGAACUUUCAGCGGUGACAUCACUGUGUGGUUGCAGGCGAAAAUUGUCCCUCCUCAAACUGAAGGAAGUAGUUUAAUUUUGGAGUCUCGCACCUUUCAUGACACGUCAGCACGUUUGGUCUGUUCUUUUUAUUUAAAGCUCAAAAGUCACUCAAACUUCACAGAUUCUGUUUGGGUUUUUUUAAAGAGAGAAAAGGCUAAAAAGUGCCUUAAAUGUUCUCCAGCUGCUUGUGUUUGAAGGUUCUUAUGGUGAUGUUCACUUUUUCCUGAUAUGAAUGUUUUUGGUCAUGUUUUAAGGGAAAAUGAGAAAAUAAUGUCCGUUUUAUUUCCUCUGACUGACGGCAGAGUUUCUUUCUGAGCAAUAACAGAAAAUAAACCAGU